This is a messenger RNA of Entelurus aequoreus (snake pipefish), 2617 nucleotides long. It is a transcript of the gene mdm4, whose product is annotated as MDM4 regulator of p53. NCBI's taxonomy places the organism in Eukaryota, Metazoa, Chordata, Actinopteri, Syngnathiformes, Syngnathidae. The transcript has 11 exons. Gene Ontology annotation, cellular component: nucleus. The record is from RefSeq and is a predicted model, not a curated record. Gene Ontology annotation, biological process: regulation of cell cycle; negative regulation of apoptotic process; protein ubiquitination. Gene Ontology annotation, molecular function: ubiquitin-protein transferase activity. The coding region runs from base 216 to 1676 and encodes 486 amino acids.
GCCACUUAGUCACAUUGUAACAUCCUUUCUGGAAGUUUCCUUUUUAAAAAGCAGCGUCAGUUAAGCUAACUACUAGCUUACAUUUAGCGAGCGUUAAAAACCCCCAAAACUCAUCAGUUUAACCUCUGAUAUGUCCCGAAAAUGUCCUCUACGCGCACGGACCACGUUAACGGCUAUGAAGUAAUGCCAGUGUAUUCUGAACUGCAGCCUUUACUAUGAGUGCCUCAUCAGCCCAGAUGUCUGCCUCAGGCUCAUCAUGCAGAGCACUGCCUGGAGACGGAAACCAGGUCCAGCCCAAAGCCCCGCUCUUGCAAAUAUUGCGCAUUGCUGGAGCCCAGGAGGAUGUCUUCACGCUCAAAGAGGUGAUGCACUACCUGGGGGAAUACAUCAUGGGCAAGCAGCUCUAUGACAAGCAGAGGCAGUACAUCGUCCACUGCCAGGAUGACCCUUUGGGAGAGCUGCUGGAGGUGGACAGCUUCUCAGUGAAAAACCCAAGCCCAGUGUAUGAGAUGCUCAAGAAAUACGUCAUAGUACUUGGUAGUGCUGACGCUGCAGAGAAUCUUUCUGCUGGCCGUGAAUGUGUUGAGGGCGGAGUGGAGGAUCGUGGUCAGAUGUGUGGGGGUGUGAUCAAAGGAGGACUAGAGGCCACCAGUGACGGGCCUCUCCUGCAGACCUCUUCUCAAAGGAGGCCUCGGGAGCCGGAUGAAGACUCACUUGAAGGUUUGCCCCGCUCAACCUGCAAGCGACCUAAACUAGAUGUCACUCUCGACGAGUGGGACCUGUCUGGCUUACCUUGGUGGUUUCUGGGUAAUAUCCGCAGCAACUACAGCCGCAGGAGCAAUGACUCCACUGAUAUCCACACCAACCAAAUGUCCCCCGCGCAGGACGAGGACACGGCCAUUGUGUCGGACACCACGGACGGUCUGUGGUUCCUGACGGAGGGUGAGAGUGAGCAGGUGAGCGUGGAGAUGAAGGAGGCCGCGCUGGAAGAGGGCAGCGCAGGAGACGGAGAGGCUCUACCUGAGGACGAAGAUGGAAGUGGGAAGGAAGAGAAGGCAGAUCUUGAGAUGCAGGAGGAGCCUGAAGAAGACUCCCAGUGCCUCAGUGACGACACCGACACCGAGAUCUCCACACAGGACGCGUGGCAGUGCAGCGAGUGCAGGAAGUACAACUCUCCUCUCCAGAAGUACUGCGUCCGCUGCUGGGCUCUGCGCAGGAACUGGUACAAGGACGUGCCCCGCCUGGCGCACUCGCUGUCCGUUCCUGAUAUCCCAGCGUGCACGUCUCUCGCCGCCCGCGACGAGGGAGACGACAGCGACGGCGGCGUCGACGUCCCGGACUCCGUCAGGACGGUUUCGGAGCCUGUCAUCCUGCACUCCACGGCCGACCGACCGCUGCCCGCCAUGACGGCGUGGAAAGGGAAGGGCCCUCGGCGUGCCGCGGAGCCCCCAGGCGGGGAGAGUCAAGAGAGUCUGGACAUGGAGGUCGGACGCGAAGCACUGCUGGAGCCCUGCAAGCUCUGCAGGGUGCGACCACGCAACGGGAAUAUAAUCCACGGCGGCACGGCUCACCUUCUCACCUGCUUCCCGUGUGCCAGGAGGCUCCACAAGUUCCAGGCUCCCUGUCCUGGUUGUGGAAAGAUUAUCCAGAAAGUGAUAAAGAUAUUCAUCCUCUAACCCACAAAAUACAUGCCAGGUCAGCACUUUUUUAUUUCCCUUUCCCUCGCUCAUUGACAGAGCCACUUUUGCCUUUGUGUCACGUCACCAUCUGUACGAGUAUAUUUAUUUACAAGAGUAGACGUCGAGAGUAUUUACUUCAGUACAUUUUCUUUGUAUUUGGAAGGAUGUCAGACCUUGAAAUAGUCGUUUGUGAGGUUUGAAGAGCAGAAGGCGGAUUAAAGCACAAUAACGCUCUUAAUUCUUCCCAUGAAAGUCAUUGUCUCCUCAGAUUGAUAUUAAUGUUAGCUCUUUGCGUAGAAUAUUAACCAAAUGUUGACGGUAUAACAUGGUUUGCCAUAAUAUAAAUUUUUCAAACUAAUUCUCUUUUUUUUUUUACCAGCCUGUUUGCAAGCCCGAUCAAUAUCUGAGGGUGUUGUACUUAAUUUAUUUGAGUGUUUAGUUGUAAACUGCUUUGGCCUCCUAAUGAGUCAGAAUCCUGCACUUUGUUCCAUGAAGAUCCAUCAAAGGCGAUUAGGAAAACAAGGCUAAAUGAAGUGUAGCUCGUUGGACGAUGAGGGUUGAUUUGAUCUUUUUUCACUGCCAUGUAAGGAUUUUUGAUCGCUGUGUCGUACUUCUAUGUUCAUGUGACUUUUGAAGAGUGUAGUCCCUUAACUUUCAUUACUUUUUGAGUGAUGUCGUGAGCCAUAGUCAUACGCUGCACAUUUCACGGGGCUUCUGUGAAGUUGGCAUGGAAUUUUUGGGCUCUUUAUUCAUGCUUCAUGCUGCCGCCACCGGGGGGCGAGAGGUCCCAGCGUGGCGUGUUGUGUGGCGGAGAUGUACAUAAGCACUAACAACAUAAUGCAUGUCCAGGUAAAGACUGUAUGUACCGCAAUGCGCCCGUGUUUGCUUUAUGUCUGUUUUGUCGUGUUGCUUGAGAAAUAAAUCUAUUACAGAAACAA